UUUGCGAUUCCGUUUUUAAGAUCAUCCGGGGGGAAGGGGAUAUUUUUGGUUGGAUAUUCUGAUUAACAAAACUACUCACUAAAGUCUAAAUUGCUUUUGGCACGAAGGUAUCCUGCAAAUAACACUGUACGGUAAGCAGAAGACCACAGAAGACAAGACGCGGCAUUUUCAGCGAGAAUAUUAUGUUUCACUAAACAACGAAACUUCUCAUGGACGUUUAGUUCUUAAAACGUCAACGGCUCUGCCCUUUCGAUCUCUCCUUUGGACUUUGUGGCAGUGGCACCUGUGCUUUUACCUGACGCCUAAAUUCGUGCUUGUGAAGCAUAAAACUAGAAUCGUGUUGACCCCAGUUCUAUUGAAAUGUCUGUAUUUGGCCGUGUUGGAAAUUGUUUGACAUUUUUUAAACAGCCACAACGGUAUAUUCUUGCCAAGGCAUCUGCUACCCAAGAAAGCGAUGGGAAAAUACUUAAAAUACCCGAGCCUCAACUUGACAUUGAUCGAUAUUGUGAUCCAAACUUGACUGAAUAUUUUGCCAAUAAUGUUAGCAAACGAAAAGGAAUAGGAAGUAUUUCAAGAGUUAUAGAACUGUAUAAUAAACUUGCAGAGAAGCCUGAUGAGAUGAUUCGCCGGGAACUGAUUCAGGAAGCAUUGAAGAUACCUAAUGAAACGCACGCACAGCCCGCUGCGUAUGGCAAUGAUCCCAAAGUUAUUAAGCUAAUGGGAAGUACUCCAAAAUAUUCCUUCCAGCCAAAACCAUUCGACCAGCUCAUGGAGUAUACUGAUCAAUUUCGAAUGAAAGAGCUUACACCAUUUGCUGGACACAAGGCAUAUUACUUAUGCAGAGAAUUAGCAGAACUAGAACAUGCCCUCAUCAAAUAUGUCGUUCAAAGAUUAAGUAAGAAAGGCUUUGCGUUUAUAUCAGUCCCUGACAUUUUGCACCACCAGAUCAUUGAGUGCUGUGGUGUUGCUACCAAGGGAAAAAGAAACAUAGUGUAUCGUCUGGAUGCUGAUAAGCAUUUGGCAAGUGCUGCAGAAGGUGAACUAUGCCUUUCUGGAACAGCAGAGAUGGCUCUUGGGGGCUUUCUGAUGAACAAAAAGAUCCGAAGAGAAGAGCUGCCCAAGAGAUAUGUGGCCGUCAGCAGAUGCUAUAGAGCAGAAACUGCUGAUGUCGCAGCUGAACGGGGAUUGUACAGGGUACACCAGUUCACCAAAGUGGAGAUGUUUGGUGCCUCAACCUCAUGUCAGUCCGAAGUGCUAUUGGAGGAAUUCCGGGCAAUUCAAGAAGAAAUUUUUAACUCAUUUAAUCUGCACUUACAAGUUUUGGACAUGCCACCUCAUGAGCUUGGUGCUCCUGCUCACCGCAAGUAUGACAUAGAAGCUUGGCUCCCAAGCCGGAACGUUUUUGGAGAAGUAUCCAGCUGCAGUAAUUGCACAGACUACCAAGCUAGGAGACUCAACAUCCAAUGUGUCACAGAUGAUCCAGCUCAGAAUGAGUUUGUCCACACUGUCAAUGGGACAGCAUGUGCUAUCCCUCGCUUGAUUAUGGCAAUUUGCGAAACACAUCAGCAGAAGGAUGGAACUGUGAAAUUACCGGAAGUUCUUCAACCAUAUAUGUCACACAAAGAUGUAAUUAAGCCCUCAAGAAGUGUUUCAAAGUUUGUGAGGAGAUCCAAAGAAUUUUCCAGACUGAUUAAUUUAGAGAAAAAUUAAAGUAUUCAGAGAACUUUUUUCAUUAUAAAGCAAAUUUAAUAAUAUACAAUAAAAGGAGGGUAAAACA
Molecule: messenger RNA, 1777 nt
Organism: Thrips palmi
Lineage: Eukaryota; Metazoa; Arthropoda; Insecta; Thysanoptera; Thripidae
Gene: SerRS-m
Product: serine--tRNA ligase, mitochondrial
Exons: 5
Coding region: 361-1710 (449 amino acids)
Biological process (GO): mitochondrial seryl-tRNA aminoacylation
Cellular component (GO): mitochondrion
Molecular function (GO): ATP binding; tRNA binding; serine-tRNA ligase activity
Source: RefSeq, a predicted model, not a curated record